AAGUUCUUGCUCGACAUUCUUUAAUACAUGCUUCAGAUGAACAAAAGAUUGUUAAGUGUUCGCAAUGUGAGAAAACGUUCUGUAAUGAAUACAAAAUGACACAGCAUUUAAAGCUGGUUCAUCUACAUUUAUAUGCCAAAAUAUGUGACAUCUGUGGAAAAUCCUUUCACGGAAGCGAAGCAUUUCGCCGACACCAGGAAGAACAUUCUGAUUUACCGAGAUCACUGAUUAAAUGCGAAUUAUGUGACGCUGAACUUACGACAAAGUACGGUUUGGCCCGUCACAUGAAAGUAAUGCACACGGAGGAGUAUCAAACACCUCAGGUCUGUCCCAUUUGCUCAAAAGUGUCACCAACCCUUCCAGCGCAUCAAACACAUUUUAAAUACAUGCACGCCACAGAAAAAAAACAUGUCUGCAAACUUUGUGACAAAGCCUUUAAAAGUCCCAAGGACUUGCGAGAGCACAUGACGACACAUACUGGUGAAGUUUUGUAUACAUGUACAUUUUGUCCACAAACGUUUAACUCUAACGCAAAUAUGUACGCUCAUCGUAAGCGAAAACACCCAAAGGAAUGGGCAGAAAAAUGUCCGAAGAAAAGAAGUUCCACUGGAAUUGGACAACUAAUCCAAAAAGAUUUGGAAUCUAUAAUAGAAUCGGCGGAUGCAGAAGAAUCAAAAUAAAUGUAAAAUCUUUAAUAUUUAUAUCAAUUGCAAAAAUUGGGAAAACAAAUAAACUAUCUGAAUACUAACAUA
Anastrepha ludens (Mexican fruit fly) is the source of this 752-nucleotide messenger RNA. RefSeq names its product transcription factor grauzone-like. The transcript is spliced from 3 exons. Bases 96 to 680 code for a protein of 194 amino acids. Lineage: Eukaryota; Metazoa; Arthropoda; Insecta; Diptera; Tephritidae. The record is from RefSeq and is a predicted model, not a curated record.